Molecule: messenger RNA, 1758 nt
Organism: Centrocercus urophasianus (Greater sage-grouse)
Lineage: Eukaryota; Metazoa; Chordata; Aves; Galliformes; Phasianidae
Gene: FZD10
Product: frizzled class receptor 10
Exons: 1
Coding region: 1-1758 (585 amino acids)
Biological process (GO): non-canonical Wnt signaling pathway; canonical Wnt signaling pathway
Cellular component (GO): plasma membrane
Molecular function (GO): Wnt receptor activity; Wnt-protein binding
Source: RefSeq, a predicted model, not a curated record
AUGGGGCCAGCCGCAGGGAACCUGGUGCGGGCCGUCCUGGCGCUCUGCUGGCUCGCAGAGCGCUGCGCGGGGAUAAGCUCCAUAGACAUUGAGCGCCCCGGCGACGGGAGGUGCCAGCCGAUCGAAAUCCCCAUGUGCAAGGAUAUAGGGUACAACAUGACGCGGAUGCCGAACCUGAUGGGACACGAAAACCAAAGGGAAGCGGCCAUUCAACUACACGAGUUUGCCCCCUUGGUGGAGUACGGUUGCCACAGCCAUCUGAAAUUUUUCCUCUGCUCCCUCUACGCCCCUAUGUGCACUGAGCAGGUUUCAACACCGAUCCCAGCCUGCAGAGUCAUGUGUGAGCAGGCGAGGCUGAAAUGCUCUCCUAUCAUGGAGCAGUUCAACUUCAAAUGGCCAGACUCCUUAGACUGCAGCAAGCUGCCCAACAAGAACGACCCCAAUUACCUGUGCAUGGAGGCCCCCAACAACGGGUCAGACGAGCCGCCCAGGGGAUCCAGCAUGCUGCCACCCAUGUUCCGGCCACAGAGGCCCAGCAGUGGCCAUGACCUGCAGCAGCACAAGGACAGCCUCAGCAGAACCUCCUGUGAAAAUCCGGGCAAGUUCCACCACGUGGAAAAGAGCGCUUCCUGCGCACCGCUCUGCACCCCGGGGGUUGAUGUUUACUGGAGCAAGGAUGACAAACAGUUUGCUGUCAUUUGGAUUGCCAUCUGGUCCAUUCUGUGCUUUUUCUCCAGCGCUUUCACUGUACUCACUUUUCUGAUAGAUCCUCAGCGUUUCAAGUACCCCGAGAGGCCCAUCAUCUUCCUCUCUAUGUGCUACUGUGUCUACUCUGUGGGGUACAUCAUCCGCCUCUUUUCGGGUGCUGAGAGCAUUGCCUGCGACAGGGACAGUGGCCAGCUCUAUGUCAUCCAAGAGGGACUGGAGAGCACUGGCUGCACCAUUGUGUUCCUGGUUCUGUAUUACUUUGGUAUGGCCAGUUCCUUGUGGUGGGUAAUCUUGACUUUAACUUGGUUUCUGGCGGCUGGGAAAAAAUGGGGGCACGAAGCAAUUGAAGCAAACAGUAGCUACUUUCAUUUGGCAGCCUGGGCCAUUCCAGCUGUGAAGACCAUAAUGAUCCUAGUUAUGAGAAGGGUGGCUGGAGAUGAGCUGACAGGGCUGUGCUAUGUUGGAAGCAUGGAUGUGAAUGCCUUGACCGGGUUUGUACUCAUUCCUUUGGCUUGUUAUCUAAUCAUUGGCACUUCUUUUAUUCUUUCUGGUUUUGUGGCCCUUUUUCAUAUCAGAAGGGUGAUGAAAACAGGUGGAGAAAAUACCGACAAGUUGGAGAAACUCAUGGUCAGGAUUGGUGUCUUCUCAGUCUUGUACACAGUGCCUGCAACUUGUGUCAUAGCUUGCUAUUUUUAUGAAAGACUUAAUAUGGAUUACUGGAAAAUUGUGGCAACUCAACAGAAAUGCAAGAUGAACAAUCAGACUAAAAAUUUAGACUGCAUGAUGAAUAAUUCCAUUCCAGCAGUAGAAAUUUUUAUGGUCAAAAUUUUUAUGUUGUUAGUUGUGGGCAUUACAAGUGGGAUGUGGAUCUGGACUUCCAAGACUCUUCAGUCCUGGCAGAACGUUUGUAGUCGAAGAUUAAAGAAGAGAAGUAGGAGAAAACCUGCAAGCGUUAUUACCAGUAGUGGAAUCUACAAAAAACCUCAGCAUCCACAGAAAACUCACCUUGCAAAAUAUGAAUCCACAUUACAACCACCCACCUGUGUAUGA